Messenger RNA from Drosophila grimshawi, 922 nucleotides. RefSeq names its product keratin, type I cytoskeletal 10. The transcript has 2 exons. NCBI's taxonomy places the organism in Eukaryota, Metazoa, Arthropoda, Insecta, Diptera, Drosophilidae. The coding region runs from base 56 to 919 and encodes 287 amino acids. The record is from RefSeq and is a predicted model, not a curated record.
ACAGCCAAGUUACCCAAACCAACUAGUCUCCAGUCAAGCUCAACCAAGUUCAGAAAUGCGUGGUUUCAUUGUUUUGUGUUUGGCCGCCGUGGCGUUAGCUGCUCCUCAGGGCUACAACUACAACAAUCCUGGCUCAGCGGUUGCUGGUGGAUUUAGCACAGCCAGCGGUAGUGGCGCUGCCUUCUUCCAGGGUGGUCAGCAGCAGCAUGCGGUGGCACAGCAGCACUUCCAGCAGCAGCCGGCCUUCGCCCAGCAACAGGUCGGUGGCCACAGCUAUCAGCAGCAUGGGCAACAGCAGCAGGCCAUUGUCUCCAAGCGUUUCUUCAUUCACUCCGCACCCGAGGAAUCUGAUGACCAGUUCAGUGAGCGACACAUCACUGUCGGUGUGCCCAAGCGCAACUACAAUGUGGUGUUCAUCAAGUCGCCACAGCGCUCCAACAAGAAGACUUCCAUCAAGAUCAGCCCAGCUGUCAACGAGGAUAAGACCGUCAUCUAUGUGCUGAGCAAGAAGACCGAUAGCUCCGAUGUCCAUGCCGAGGUUGUUGAACAGGCCAGCUCCACCAGCAAGCCCGAGGUCUUCUUCAUCAAGUACAAGACCAACGAGGAGGCCCAGCAUGCCCAGCAACAGAUCCAGGCUCAAUACGACUCCCUGGGCGGCACCAGCCAGCUCACCGAUGAGGGUGUCGCUCCCGUUACCUCUGUCAUUGGUGCUCUUGGUGGCGGUGAUGCUGGCUCUGCUGUCGGAGGCACUGGCUUUGGAUCUUCUGGCAGUUAUUCCAGCUCCCACCAGGGCGGUGGUAUCUCUGGCGGCGCUAUCUCUGGCGGCGCUAUCUCUGGCGGCGGUAUCUCUGGCGGCGGUAUCUCUGGACACGGUGUCUCUGGACACACAGGCAAUGCUUACCUGCCACCCAAUUUCUAAACA